Molecule: messenger RNA, 1350 nt
Organism: Vittaforma corneae ATCC 50505
Lineage: Eukaryota; Fungi; Microsporidia; Nosematidae
Exons: 1
Coding region: 1-1350 (449 amino acids)
Biological process (GO): chromatin remodeling; positive regulation of transcription by RNA polymerase II
Cellular component (GO): histone acetyltransferase complex
Molecular function (GO): histone H3 acetyltransferase activity; protein binding
Source: RefSeq, a predicted model, not a curated record
AUGGAUUUGUUCGAUGAAAAAAAUUUAGAAAAGCUCAACAAAGACAAUGCAAAGUUCAAGGACUUCUCGAGUGGCAAGCUCAACAUCCAAGUAUUCAGCUCUGCAGACCCCGCAACAUCCUACGACUCUCUCUUGCAUGUUAAGUAUCUCUUUCAGAGAAUGCUUCCAAAAAUGCCAAGAGAUUACAUUCUACGACAAGUGUUUGAUGAAAACCAGCGCUGCAUGACCUUAAACGAGAGAAUAGAGGGCAAGGUUAAUGUAUUCAGAAUUAUCGGAGCCAUUCUAUUCAGACCAUGCUUUGAGAGAUGUCUAGUGGAAAUUGUAUUUCUAGCUGUUGAUUCAGAAUAUCACGUAAGUGGAUAUGGCACAUUUCUGUUCAACUGUUUUAAAGAAAUUUGCAAGCUACAAUAUUCAGCAUUUUUCAAGCUUGGAAGCCUGUUCCAAAGUAAGAACAUAAUUGUCACCGAUCUGUCAAUAUUUGAUCACUUAGAUUCCAUCGAUAUUUCUCAACUAGAAUUUCAAAAUUCAGUUUCUGUUGAAAAUAAAUAUGAAACGCACGAAGAAGUUAAAAGAUUGAAGGUUUCCGACGAUGCAACUCACCAUCAACAUGAUAAUACCGACAUAUUGGCCAAUAUACAGGCCAAUGAUAGAUACACAAACGAUAAAAAUCUUUAUUUACUAACAUAUGCUGACAAUUCAGCAAUUGGGUUUUUCAAAAAACAGGGCUUCACGCUUCACCCAAGAUCCACCCAGUGGGCUGGCUAUGUCAAAGAUUACGAGGGUGGAACAUUAAUGGAGUGCAAGGUUCACAAAAUGGUUAACUAUUUGAGAAAAAGAGAGCUAGUAAAGCAAGCAAGAGACAUAGUAUUUGAUAAGAUGAGAAAAGUCAAUGACUUUCAUAUUUUAAGAAAGAGCUCUGAAAGAGAAGAGAUUAAAAAGCAAAGAGAAGCACAUGCUCCAGAUAGAACAUGGGCAAUGAGAACUAAAGAGGAGUUUCUAUCCGACUUUUUGUAUUUCAUUGUUUGCUCGUUGCAAAGUCACCCGUCUUCCUGGCCUUUUCUUGAGCCAGUUUCUGAGAAAGAUGUGCCCGAUUAUUUUGAGGUUAUCAAGCAUCCCAUGGACUUGAGUCUGAUUAUGAGAAAACUAAAGGGCGGCAUGUAUUUUACGCUUAAGGAUUUCGCACUAGAUGUUUGUCUUAUGUGCAAUAACUGCUUUUCAUAUAACGGGCCUGAUACGCAGUAUUACAAAUGCGCUGAAAAUAUCAAGAAAUACUUUGAAAGUCUAAUUAAAAGCUAUGCAUCAGCCAUUUUACACUGGGGAUUUGAUGUGGUGUUUGGUGAUUUUAAAUAA